Messenger RNA from Drosophila simulans, 3066 nucleotides. Its product is annotated as facilitated trehalose transporter Tret1. Gene Ontology annotation, biological process: carbohydrate transport; transmembrane transport. Gene Ontology annotation, molecular function: sugar transmembrane transporter activity. The transcript is spliced from 2 exons. Lineage: Eukaryota; Metazoa; Arthropoda; Insecta; Diptera; Drosophilidae. Bases 1541 to 2938 code for a protein of 465 amino acids. Gene Ontology annotation, cellular component: membrane. The record is from RefSeq and is a predicted model, not a curated record.
ACUCAGUGUGUGGGGUGGCUUGAUAAGGCCAUUACAUGACCAUUGACAUGGUUGCAAGUGGAAUCCACAAGGACUGGGGGCAACUUGAAAUCGCUGUACGAGUAUUCUAUAGUCGAAUAUUAUCAUUAUCACCCGGUAAUCGCUUAUCUACGGCCAAGCCCGCGCUGCACUGCCCGCCUAUCAGAGGAUCCGUCCUCGAAUCCGUUCGGUGGGCCAUCAAUGGUUCCAUCCAGUUCGCUGAUAACCGAUAGUGGCGCUUGACCGCCAGGUGACCGUUGCGACUUAAGUGUACGUACAAGUAUUCAGCUAUUCUGCGAUUUUGUCACAGUUUGGGGUCCAAUCUGGAUCGAUCCAAUAGCAGAUUUUCCUACAUGUGUUUUGGGCGUGAUGCGAUGCCUUGUUGGCUACGCCAAAGAUUAGAUGCACUCCCCGCGAUUUACGCUCAUUCAAUUAUUUUGUUGAGUCUGUCUCCGCUAUUAUCUGCUUUUCACACGGCAGCGCCGAAUCAAUUGUGCCGUAAAUAACAAAAUACCGGAAAGGUUUGACUUAAUCAAGCCGAAGAUAGGGUACCCUCAAUCGGGAUGAGAUUUGGUAAAAGUCUUCCAAGAACAUUUAAGGCGUGCAGAUAGUAAAUACUUAACCAUUUCUGAUUAAAUAGCUCGCUAAUCUUGAUCCGUUCUAACUACUAAUACAACUGUUUUCAUUUAAAUUUCUAACGGUUGCAGAUAUUUAUUUAUAUUAAAAUUAAGUUGAGUCAUUAAUUUCACAGCUUAUAGAAAAGUUAGGGAGAAUGCAAAGGCAAAUUAAAAUAAAUUACUAUGCAAUAUCAACUAUUUUUGUAUAGUAUAAAAAAGUUUCGAUUUAUUUAUCAUGUUAACAUGGUUUAAUAACUUGAUUUUUAGCUAAUCCAUUCAUAGAUUCAUUUUCCACACUAUCUUGCUCAACAGAUUUUUAGUUUUAGUUUUACACCAAGUAGGCAGGCUUAAAGAAUAAAAUAUAACUACCCAGAAUUUAAAAAUGUAUAUAAUUCCCCUUCCAAUCGCACAUUGUUGGAGAUGAUGAAGCAUUUAUUAUGGUCGGGGGACCACCUCGUUCCACAGAGCUUACAUACUUUCGAACUCACUCCCAAUCCCAAGGGCUAGCGGGCGGACUUCGCCGCAGGGCAUAGAUUCGGAUAAUUGCUGUGGAAUCACUUGAUUGCUACAACAUGUAGGAACAUGUGUUGUUGCUGGAGGCGGGCGUUUAAUUAGCUGCUUUGGCUCUCAAGUGAUUUUGGGCGCUCUCAAUGACGCUGCGCCGCCUCCUCAUAUCAUCUGUCACCUGGUUUUGUGGGUGAAACUAUGGCGAACUGAUUUACGGCUAUGACUUUCGGUGCUUGACUUUCUCGGUCGACGUCGCUGCUUUAGUUAUCGCAUGAAAAGCGAUUUUUCCAGCGUAAUAACGGUCGCGUGGCGAAUUCAGUUCGUUUCCGGCGAUCGAGAGGGAAACACCUAUAAAAACCAUAUCAAAAAAUUCAAAUUCAAAAAAAAAAUCCCUCGCCAUGUCCAAGGGAUCGGUGUUGCCACAAUAUAUUGCUGGCUUGUCGGCCAGUUUUGGUGCCCUCUGCAUGGGCGCCUCCAUCGGUUGGUCCUCGCCCGUGGAGAAUAUGAUAUCGGUGAACACGGACUACGGCUUUCCCAUUAGCUCCAGUCAGUUCGGCUGGGUAUCCUCGCUGCUGACCCUGGGCGCCACCGUGAUUUGCAUUCCCAUUGGUUUCGCCAUCGAUUGGAUCGGCAGGAGACCCACUAUGUUGGCCCUAAUUCCACCGUACAUGGUGGGCUGGGUGCUGAUGCUGUUCGCCAACAACGUGACAAUGCUCUACUUCGGACGAUUCAUACUUGGCAUGUGCGGCGGAGCCUUUUGCGUGACUGCUCCCAUGUACUGUACAGAGAUUUCAGCAACAGCACUGCGAGGCACCAUCGGAUCCUUUUUCCAGUUGCUGAUUGUGUCGGGCGUGCUGUACGGUUAUUUGGUGGGCGCCUUCCUGCCCCUGCUCACCAUCAAUAUCCUGUGCGCCAUUCUGCCCGUGAUCUUUGCCAUCGUACACUUCUUCAUGCCGGAGUCACCCGUCUACCUGGCCAUGAAGGGACGCAACGACGAUGCCGCCAAGGCCUUGCAGUGGCUGCGCGGCAAGGAUGCCGAUAUCGACGACGAGCUCAAGGAGAUCCUGGAGGAGUCCCAGAAGCAGAUUGAUAUGCCACAGGUCAACAUUCUGUCCGCCCUUCGUCGCCCCAUCGUCCUGAAGGGUCUUGGAAUCGCUGUGCUCCUGCAGGUCUUCCAGCAGUGGACGGGAAUCAACGCCAUCCUCUUCUACUCCACCUCCAUUUUUGAGGAUACGGGCUCUGGCGUAAGUGGCAGCGAUGCCACGCUUAUCAUUGGAGUCACCCAAGUGACCAGCACGCUGGUGGCCGUGGCCAUUAUCGACAAGGCUGGCCGUCGCAUCCUGCUCCUCAUUUCUGGCAUUCUGAUGGCCGUGUCCACUGCACUGAUGGGCGUGUACUUUCAGCUAAAGGAGAACGAUUCGGCGUCAAUGGACAACUUCGGUUGGCUGCCGAUCAGCAGUAUCUGCAUUUUCAUUAUAUUCUUCUCGAUUGGAUUUGGACCGGUGCCGUGGCUGGUGAUGGCGGAGCUCUUCUCGGAGGAUGUGAAGAGUGUGGCAGGAUCGAUUGCCGGCACCAGCAACUGGCUGUCGGCCUUCAUGGUCACGCUGCUCUUCCCAAUCCUCAAGAGCGCGAUCGGGCCGGGUCCAACCUUCUGGAUCUUCACCGUGAUCGCGGUCAUCGCCUUCUUCUACUCUCUGUUCUUCGUGCCGGAGACCAAGGGCAAGACGAUAAUCGAAAUCCAGGACAUGCUGUCCGGAGGAAAGGGUGUCAAGAGUGAUGACAAGAGCCAGACGUGAUGAUGUCGCGUAGUCUUAGUCAUAGCGAUACUUUUUCAUAUUCUCCUUAAGCCAAUAAGAAAAUGUUAUGUAUAAGAAGUGAAGAGCAUAAUCAAUAAAGUAGAGCCACCAUGUAUGUAUAUAAACUA